AUGGAUUUACCGGUUGAGUUAUAUAAUGUGGAAUCACUGAGACGUAUUGGAAACAUGGUUGGAAGGACCUUGAAGAUAGAUUUAUCAACCUCUAUUUCAGAUAUGGGGGCCUUUGCACGAAUCUGUGUUGAGUUAGACUUAAGCCAGCCUUUACUCCCUUCAUUUAUGCAUUUCGAUGAGGAUAUAAAAAUAGGAUAUGAAGGAUUGCACCUAGUGUGUUUUCAUUGCGGUAAAUAUGGUCAUCAUAAGGAUGUUUGCCCAGAGAAAAUUAUUCCUUCAAAGCUAGGGAAUACUGAUACAGUUGAAAAGAGCAGGGAAGCGGAUCAGAAAGCGUAUACCAGCGAGGAAAGGGAUGAGUUUCGGGCUAUUUCUGAGGAGGUCCCUGUAAGUAAUGCAGUGCCGGUAAAGGAAAAAAUUAGAGAGAUGGAAAACACGGUGGCUGAAGACAGAUACGGACCGGAGAUGCUGAUUAAGCGUCAGUUACGCUGGAGAUAUGGUAGUGCGGAUUUGAAGGGAUUAUAUGAUGGAGAUGCGAGAUUGAAGGAUAUGGAGAGAGGAGGAGGCGAAAAAAAGGGAGUGCAAUUUGCAACCGGUGAACGUAAAAGAGGCGAUCAUGGCGGACAGAAUCAGAAGGCAGCAGGAAACCGGAUUUUCAGCAAGGAGAAUAUAUUAAAGAAUCACUCAGAGUGGGUCCCAGUCGGAGAAAACGUAAGGGAUCAACAAUUGGGAAAGUCAAAGGAAAAGAACAUAUUCCCCCUGCUGACCGAACCAGAUCUCACGUGA
Messenger RNA from Prosopis cineraria, 783 nucleotides. RefSeq lists its product as uncharacterized. Lineage: Eukaryota; Viridiplantae; Streptophyta; Magnoliopsida; Fabales; Fabaceae. The record is from RefSeq and is a predicted model, not a curated record. The transcript has a single exon. Bases 1 to 783 code for a protein of 260 amino acids. Gene Ontology annotation, molecular function: nucleic acid binding; zinc ion binding.